Messenger RNA from Caenorhabditis auriculariae, 462 nucleotides. NCBI's taxonomy places the organism in Eukaryota, Metazoa, Nematoda, Chromadorea, Rhabditida, Rhabditidae. The record is from the annotation of a GenBank genome assembly.
AUGACGGCUCCGAGGAACUCGAUAGUUAUCGACUUGAGCUCAAAGCCCAAAACCGCCGCCUACGACAUACUCAGUAGCGAUGAGGUAACUUUUGUCUUUUUAAGGCUAGUUAAGCUACAAAUUGGGAAAAAACUGCAAGAAAAACAUUCAUUAUGAGCUGCUGAAAAUAUUUUGAAGAAAAAUUCGUACAAUGCUACACUUUUUUGUUGUUUUGAAUCAUUUCGAUAUUUCACGACAUUGGCAUAGUUUUGUUCACAAAUGGAGAUUGAGGAGUCAAAACGACGCCGGCCACAGCCUCGACAAGGCCGACACCUCAAGUGCAGCUGGCUGCCGUGCUGCAUGUCCGAAGAAGACGCCGAGUCCUUCGGCCACCACGUCUCCAUCUUCAUGGUGGCCCUCGUGGCCUUCGCCACCUUCUUUUGCGUCACACUCAUCCUCAUCCUCGUCUUCCUUCUCGGCUGA